Molecule: messenger RNA, 1263 nt
Organism: Symsagittifera roscoffensis
Lineage: Eukaryota; Metazoa; Xenacoelomorpha; Acoela; Convolutidae
Product: neuronal acetylcholine receptor subunit alpha-7-like
Biological process (GO): regulation of membrane potential; monoatomic ion transmembrane transport; signal transduction
Cellular component (GO): synapse; neuron projection; plasma membrane
Molecular function (GO): excitatory extracellular ligand-gated monoatomic ion channel activity; transmembrane signaling receptor activity; transmitter-gated monoatomic ion channel activity involved in regulation of postsynaptic membrane potential
Source: RefSeq, a predicted model, not a curated record
AGUUUGACGACAUUAUUGGAAGCACAGAUCAUCUUAAUUUGCUAUACUACAAAGAACACGAGGAAUGGGAACUUAUACGGCCAGUUACCUUAUACAGCUACCUGCGAGAAAUUGAACCAGUCGAUGAAUACCGUAAUCUCGGCAUGCGUCUGAAACUCAAGAGGCGUCAUUACUUCUAUUCAGUUGUGUUCACAACGCCUCUUCUCACCACUUACAUUUUCUCGGGAGCAGUAUUUCUCGUUCCUGUUGACUCGGGUGAAAAAGUAUCGUUUGCAAUAACAAUGCUCUUAGCACAAACAGUGUCUUGUGCAACUAUUACCAGUUUUCUCCCGGCCAGUUCCCUGCAUAUUCCAAGGAUUGCAUUUCUUCUAACAAUGACCGUUAUUCAGAUAUCAGUCAAUGCAUUCCUGACUAUUUUGGUUAUGAACAUCCAUUUUCUCGGCGGAAAACUCAAAAUGGGGUACAAGACCAGAUGCCUCAUAUCGCACAGGUUAAUGUGGUGUUUCGGAUUGAGACCCUGUGAGCUCAAGAAAACUUUUCUCGGACUGAAAAAAACCACUGAUUUAAAAACGUCUUUUAAUCUUGGAAAGAACAAGAAGAUUAGAUUUAAGAUAGAUAACAAAACUAAUGAUCACAGCAGCAAACGCAACAAUGACAACGCCAAAGAGAACAAAACUUGGGAAACUCUAACCGGACCUACUGAUUCCUAUAGAGACCCCCGCGGAGAAGAAGAGGAAUUUUUAGAGUUGAGAUUAAAGGACGUUGUUGAACGUGCUGUGUUUCUGGACAGCGAGGAAAACAAUGAUUAUCUGUGGAAACAAUUCGCUCUUUUUGUUGAUCGGCUUUUCUUUAUACUGAAUAUCAUAGGUUCACUCAUUAUUGGCAUGUUUAUGCUGGCCUAAAAAAUUCAUAUAGUUCAAGUUGACUUUGAAAUGAGCACUGUUGCUUUCGUUUCGAGAAACAUAUGUUUUUUGAAUGAUUUAUUAGUAAAUUACUUGAUUAUAAAGAGGCCAAGAUUUCGAAGUGGUUUUUUUCCCAACCAAUUUUGCUCCCAAUUUUGAUACAUUGAGACGAAAACCUUUAAAAUUAACCAAUUGUGAUAUUAGAUUUUUUUGGAUGUUUUAUGGAGUUUAAAAAUAAUUACAGAGGCAGUUUGUUUUUGCUUUUGAUUUAAUUAAAAUGCUCAUUCAUUAGUACCAUUUAAAAUUUUGAAAAACUUAUCCCAAUGAAAUUAAUCAGGUAUUCUAUCUUUUGCAACGUAUU